Molecule: messenger RNA, 4632 nt
Organism: Onthophagus taurus
Lineage: Eukaryota; Metazoa; Arthropoda; Insecta; Coleoptera; Scarabaeidae
Source: RefSeq, a predicted model, not a curated record
GAUAUUUUUGUAAAGAUAACAGUGGAAGAAGUUGAUUUAAAUUUAAAAAGUAAUUGUCAAGAUUUUCUAACCUAUAUUCCUUUUUCAAAAUUAUUUUAAACUAAUUAUGGAUUAUUGCAUUUAGACUUGGUUAUUAACCUUGUUUUUUGCUGCUGUCAAAUAAGAACUUAAUAUGCCUAAAAUUCUUGGAAAGUGUGGUUUUUCCAUAAUUAUACUAUAAAAAUAGUACCGAGUACUAUUAGUAGAUUGAUUUAAGUAAGAUAACUUUAAAAAUGUGAGGUAAUAAUAUCUUCCGAUUUGGAUUUAAAAGGAUUAACAUUAUGUCGCUAACAUUAAUAUGGCAAUAAUUUAUAUGGAAGUCGUGGUUUUAAGCCAGGAGGGAGUUCGAGAUUGGUUGAAAUUGGGGUUUGGUUGGUUUUGGAUGGUUUGGGAAAAACCUGCGUGGUCCGUUCGUUAUCAGCGCACCGCGACGCCCGGCGUCGUUUCACCAGUAGCCGGGCGUCCCUUGAAUCUUUCAGUUCGGCGGAACGGCAAGAAACGCGCGCGCGCUUUCCCGAAAACGAGGACGACGUCGCGACGCCGCCGCACAACCCCUUAGCGCUAACCGGGUAAUCGUGCGGGUUUCGUGAAAAAUUUUUUUUACAUUUUUAAUUUUUUUCCGAAUAGAUUUUUUUAAAGCCGCCCAUCUGGAUAGAAUACGGAGGAAAUCACGUGCCAUUGCCGCCAAGCGCGGCAAAAAAGUAAAAUUUUCCGAAUGGACCGAUCAUGAUAGAGGUAUUGAUGAUAUAGAAAGUACAGCAGAAGAUGAGGAAGAGACGACGUCGCAAAAAGUAAACGCCGUUCCAAGAGUUAGUUUAACCGGAAACGAUACUUACAUCGACAUGCCAAAACCGGAUCUAAUGCUGGCUCUUAGCGUACCGGAAAAGCCAUGCGUAGACAAGAAAGUAAAGAGGCACAGCAUCCAUGGGAUGAUGGAGGAGGAAAACGUCAUCAGACCACACCAGGAGAUUGCUCAGCUCUCUUUGGAUGAGAAAAAGUUUCUUCUUGCUGUAGAACGUGGGGAUGUCGCUUCAACUCGACGAAUGCUGCAAAGGGCGGAGGAAACAGGGUACAUAAACAUCAAUUGCGUUGAUCCGCUCGGCAGGAGCGCUCUGCUAAUGGCCAUAGACAACGAGAACCUCGAAAUGGUUGAACUUCUCAUCGAGCACAAAGUUGAAACUAAGGAUGCCCUACUUCAUGCGAUAUCGGAAGAAUUUGUGGAAGCCGUUGAGGUUUUACUUGAUCACGAAGAAACGAUACAUAAACCAGGUGAACCUCAUAGUUGGGAAGCUCUUCCACCCGACACAGCAACUUUUACCCCCGAUAUCACGCCAUUAAUAUUAUCAGCGCACAGAGAUAAUUACGAAAUCAUCAAAAUUCUAUUAGAUAGAGGAGCCACUUUGCCAAUGCCGCAUGAUGUCAGAUGUGGCUGUGAUGAAUGCGUCACUUCAAGAUUAGAAGAUUCACUUCGGCAUUCAAGAUCGCGAAUAAACGCGUACAGAGCCUUAGCUUCGCCCUCUCUUAUCGCCCUUUCUUCAAAAGAUCCCAUUUUAACAGCGUUCGAACUUUCCUGGGAGUUAAGAAGAUUAAGUUUUAUGGAACACGAAUUCAAGUUAGAAUAUUUAGAAUUAAGAAAACAAUGUCAAGAUUUCGCUACGGCCCUUUUGGACCAUACAAGAAGUUCCUAUGAAUUAGAAGUGUUGCUGAAUCACGAUCCUACAGGACCUGCUUUCGAACAUGGCGAAAGAAUGCAUCUUAACCGUUUAAAGUUGGCGAUAAAGUUGCGGCAAAAAAAGUUCGUUGCACAUUCAAAUGUACAGCAGCUGCUCGCUUCGAUAUGGUAUGAGGGACUUCCUGGGUUUCGACGGAAAAACAUGCUUCUCCAAGCUUUGGAAAUUGUCAGGAUUGGUAUCCUAUUUCCUUUCUUUUCCAUCGGGUAUAUCAUCGCACCACAUUCUAUAAUUGGACAGACGAUGCGGAAACCAUUCAUCAAAUUCAUAUGUCAUUCAGCGUCAUAUUUUACUUUUUUGUUUUUAUUAAUAUUGGCAUCACAAAGGAUAGAGAGUCUGUUCUUCAACGAGGCAGUAACCGAUCCGGUACCAACAAAGCGAGGAGCAAAACCUUCAUUAAUCGAAUGGAUCAUCCUGGCUUGGGUUAGCGGCCUAAUCUGGAGCGAAAUAAAGCAGCUGUGGGACGUCGGUCUAGAGGAGUACGUGAGGGACAUGUGGAACGUCAUCGACUUCAUCACCAACGCCCUUUACGUCGCAACGGUCGCCCUCCGGGUCGUCUCUUAUUAUCAGGUUCAAAAUGAAGUGGGUACCAGUGCCGACAACAGUGAAAGGAAGGAUUGGGAUGCUUGGGAUCCAAUGUUGAUAUCUGAAGGGCUUUUUUCAGCCGCUAAUAUUUUUAGUUCAUUAAAAUUAGUCUACAUAUUUUCUGUGAAUCCUCAUCUUGGUCCGCUUCAAGUAUCUUUAUCGCGUAUGGUUAUGGAUAUUAUGAAGUUUAUUUUCUUGGAUGUCUUAGUUUUAUUCGCAUUUUCUUGUGGAUUAAAUCAACUUCUUUGGUAUUACGCUGAAGCUGAAAGACAAAAUUGUCCCGAUGAGAGAAUAACCGGGAAUGCAACCCAAAAUGCUUUAGCUGCUAGUACUGAUACGAAUGCGUGCCAAAUUUGGAGAAGAUUUGCAAAUCUUUUUGAAACAUCACAAACUUUAUUUUGGGCCGUCUUCGGAUUGAUCGAAUUAGAAAGCUUUGAAUUGAAAGGAAUCAAAAUUUUUACACGAUUUUGGGGGAUGCUUAUGUUUGGUACAUAUUCUGUGAUCAAUAUCGUUGUUCUUUUAAAUCUUCUCAUAGCGAUGAUGAACCAUUCUUAUCAAUUAAUAUCAGAACGAGCGGAUGUGGAAUGGAAAUUUGCGAGAAGUAAAUUAUGGAUAAGUUAUUUUGAAGAGGGGGGAACUGCCCCUCCGCCUUUUAAUAUCGUUCCAACACCUAAAAGUCUUUGGUACGUUAUUCAAUGGGUACAAAGAAAGUUUUGUAGUCACUCAAGAGCAGCCAAAAAAGAACAUAUGAGAACGAUAAGGAGAAAAGUUAAACAAGCUAGCGAACGAGAUUUUAGAUAUCAGAGCAUCAUGCGAAAUUUAGUUAGAAGAUACGUAACGGUUGAACAAAGAAAAGCCGAGAAUCAGGGUGUAACGGAAGACGAUGUAAAUGAAAUAAAACAGGACAUAUCAGCGUUCCGAUUCGAGCUCAUUGAAAUACUCAAGAAUUCCGGGAUGAACACUUCGACUGCCCAUUCUGUGAUGGGUUCAGGUGCUGGAGGCAAAAAGAAUCGUCAAAAAGAACGCAGACUGAUGAAAGGAUUUAAUAUAGGUCCUCAACCUUCCACUACAACGGGUCCUCUUCCACCAGUAGCCGAAUUUAUAGCAUCUCUUCAACAACAUCACGACGCACAUCAUCACGAUAUUUUCGGAUCGACUUUAUCAGGAAUUUUUAAUUCAACUCCGAGAAAAAUCCUUCAACAUAGUACGGUGUCAUCUUCGCAAGGUAGUAUAAAUGAGGGUCAUCAUCAUCGCGGGUUGGGUCGUUUACAAAUGAAGCGAACGUCCUCGCAUAAGAGACGUUGGGGGACAUUAAUCGAAGCUGCAAAAACUGGAAAGGUGUCUAGAUUGAUCGGAAGAUCGCGAUCGGAAGAUUCGGUUUGUAACUCGCAUUGUCGAGAAAAUGGACAUAAUCAUUCCCAUAGUAAUAGUCCAGCUUCGGAAGAUAACGCAACGGAUAGCCCGACGGAUUCUAAUCCUAGUUUAGAUAGAACUAAUUGCCAAACGCAUCAUCAAUCGACGACUUCUUCGCAUGAAUCUCAUGGAUUAGCGGCUGGUUUAUCACUUUUAAAGAAAAAAAGGAAGAAAUUUUCUGCGUCGAGAAAUACAAGUCCUAUUGUAGUUCCGCCCAAUCCAGUUGAACAUGCAAUUGCUGUUUGUAUGGGAAAAAGUAAUAAAAAAGUAUCUCAGGUGUUAAAAAGAGCUUCGAGCGUUCCGACACGUGUACCAGAUAUAAACCAUCCAAUGCUUCGUCAUGAUCAGACGCAGUCGCAGCAGGAUUCAGUGGAAUUACCUACAGCUUCGGGUGUACAAACGACUUUAACCCCAUCUACUACCGAGGAGAGUGUAACUAACGCUGGGCAUUCGCAGAACGUUUCAGGAUUAUCCUCUAGGGAACCACUCCUGUACAAUUCCUCUUCCAGCAAUCAAGCGACUGGGUCCUCACAAACACCGGAAGAAGAAUAUAGAGGGAGCAACAAACUUCAAGGUGUUAUUCCAUUGAGCGGACAUAAUUGCACUUCAUCAGGAUGGCUUUAAUUAAAUAAGAUAAAGAGAGGGCGAAGGCGAAGUAGUACAAUUUUUAAAAUUAAGAAUUUUCGACGAAUUAUUAAUUAUUAAUUUAUAAAAAUUGUUGUUUUAAAUGUGAUAUUUUUGUUGGGUUGGGUUUAAAAAGCAGUAUUGUAAAAUUGUUCAAGAAAUUAUUCAUAACGUAAUUUCUUAAGCAAAAAAAUUAGAUUGAUGUUGAUGGAGAUAUUUCCGUAUAAAUAUUUAAGAUUAA